AAAAAUGCAUAAAAUAUGAGACUAUAAGUGUGAAUGUUGUUAAUUAUCAUCACUCAUUAUUAUCUUCUUUCUUCUUUCAGUGCCAACAAAAUGCAGAAGCAAGUGGAGGUCAGGAUGGACGAGAACCAUCUGGAGCCCAUAGUGGACACGUCCGAUAGCUUUUGCAGCUCCUUCUGUGACAAGAUCAUGAAGAACAUGGUUCUUACUCUCACAAUCCUUGGUGUGUUUCUGGGCUCCAUCGCCGGGAUGCUUCUGCGGCACAUAUCGCCUCUCCCCGCCGACGUUAUAAUGAUCAUUGCCUUCCCCGGGGAGAUCCUAAUGAGGAUGCUGAAGAUGCUUAUUUUGCCGCUUGUUGUUUCCAGUCUGGUCACAGGACUGGCCGGUUUGGACGCCAAAUCCAGCGGGCGCUUAGGAACCAGGGCCAUGGUGUACUACAUGUCCACGACGGUGAUCGCAGCCGUCCUGGGGGUGAUCCUGGUGCUGCUCAUCCAUCCCGGAAACCCCAAGCUGAAGGCCAAUCUGGGACAGGGCAAGAAGAACGACGACGUGUCCAGCGUGGACGCCUUCUUCGAUCUCAUCCGAAACCUGUUCCCAGAGAACCUGGUGCAGGCCUGUUUCCAGCAGAUCCAGACGGUUAUCACCAAAAUACCGGUGCCCACCAACAGAACCAAAGCGCCUCCACAGUUCACAGUCAAGAGGUCGCUUCAGUUCAAGAGUGGGAUGAACGUCCUGGGUCUGAUUGGAUUCUUUGUGGCUUUUGGCGUCAUUAUGGGCAAAAUGGGAGAGAAGGCCAAGCUAAUGUUGGAGUUUUUCAACGUCCUGAAUGAGAUCGUUAUGAGGCUCGUUGGCGCAAUUAUGUGGUACUCUCCUGUCGGUAUCGCCUGCCUCAUCUGUGGAAAGAUCAUCUCCAUCGCUGACUUGGAGAUGGUCGCACGGCAGUUGGGGAUGUACAUGGUAACCGUGAUCAUAGGCCUCAUCAUCCAUGGAGGCAUCUUCCUUCCGCUGAUCUAUUUUGUGAUAGUAAAAGAAAACCCCUUCACGUUCUUUAUGGGAAUAUUCCAGGCCUGGGUCACUGCACUCGGAACAGCAUCCAGCGCCGGCACCUUGCCUGUCACAUUCAGAUGCUUAGAGGAGAACCUGGGCAUCGACAAGAGAGUGACGCGCUUCGUCCUCCCGGUGGGCGCCACCAUCAACAUGGACGGCACGGCACUGUACGAGGCCGUGGCAGCCAUCUUUAUCGCUCAGAUGAACGGGAUCGAGCUCGACUGGGGUCAGAUUGUUACUGUGAGCAUGACAGCCACCUUGGCCAGCGUCGGAGCGGCCAGUAUCCCCAGCGCUGGACUCGUGACCAUGCUUCUGAUCCUCACGGCGGUGGGUCUGCCCACUCAGGACAUCAGCCUCCUGGUGGCUGUCGACUGGCUGCUGGAUCGUUUCCGUACCUCGGUCAACGUGGUCGGAGACUCGUACGGAGCAGGAAUCGUGUACCACCUCUCCAAAGACGAGCUGGACUUGUACGACGCCCAGCAGGCCCGGAUGGACGAGUUUGAGAUGGCAAAGACACAAUCAUUCUUUGAAAAUAACACCAACCAGAAUGUAUACUCUCACCACAACUCAAUCUUGAUAGACGACUGCAAGGUCACCAUGGGCAAAAAUGGCAACACCGCAGCGUUCUCUCUUGUCGAAGAGGAACCGUGGAAAUGCGCGUAAAGCAGACGCAGCCGCUGCACCUUACCCUGAGUUUCACCAGCUUUUGCUUUCUGCCGACACAACUGUUAAAAAAAAAACACACAAAAAAACGACGACAACAACACAAGAAAACACACCAAAGAAAGAGAAGGUUAAAGGACGGACUGUCGGACAGCCAGUGGAGCGAACCAACAACUUGCAUUAGAUCUUGCAUUUGCACCAACAACACAAACUGUCGCAUUUCAUUCAAGGAGGAAUCAGUUGACAACACUCAGGGCCUUACUUGGUGCUGCUGCAAGCUUCCUGUCCUGAAAACAAACACAAAAAAAACCUUCUUCUUUGUGCAACAACUCUUGCUUUUUUUUUCCCUUUUCUAUUGAAGCAUUUUUCUUUGUAGCUUAAACGGCAGAGAGAUGAUGUGUGAACGAUGGCCUUGCCUGUUGAAUUAAACACAAGGACAGAGUGAGAGAUAAAAUAAAGAAAAAAAAGCCGGAGUGAAAUGUUCGCAAUCAGCGCAUCUUCAUUGUUGUUGCACUGUGAAUGGCUUUUAUGACUUCUGAAAUGCUCUGACGUCUAAUGAAAAACUAAAUUUAUGUAGCAAAAAUACAGCGCUUCUGGUGGCGCUUGCAGGGAAGUGCAGGACGUUUAAAUCACUGCACUACUUUUGACUGUUUGACUUAUGGGAUUAUUCCCUGAUGUCACACACGGUCAAGCCUAAGAAGUGAAGCUUAGGACUUAAGAGGAGGAAGGCGUGGCCUCUAAAUGUGGCAGCAAACAGUACAGAAUGUGUUGCAGAGAGCAAAGCUGAAAAUAGAGGACAUGAAGGGUGCCCUCGUAGUUCUCUCUCUCUCUCUCUCUCUCUCUCUCUCUUUCUUGUUUCUCUUUUGUAUGUGUGUGUUCUUUCAUGUGUGACGCACUGACUUUCUGUUAGCGGUCUGCCUGUGUCCUGGAUUCAUGUGUGUUUCCUGAGAGCAAGAGAAGAACUAGAAAGUUGGAGGUUGAAAACAAAACAAAAAGAAAAAAAAAAAAAAAAGAGAAUCGCCUCUCAAACUCUCUGCAGGCCAGUGCAUUGUUCUGUGUUUUAUUUCACACUGUUUAUUUUAUCUUUGCUAUAUGACAACCUUGCCUUGAAGAUGUCACAUGCAGAGUGCAGUCAGUAUGAUGACUAAGACGUUUCUGGAUUCAUUAUUUCAGUAGAAUAUUAUUCUUUAGCAGAGCGAUUGGAAACAGCCCCACCUUCUAACUUUUACUACAUUGAGUGCUCCUACUUUACAGGAUUAUUACUAUUUUCUAGACUUCACACUGCAGAUUUAGAUAAGAAAGAACAAGCUUGUAAAGAUAUUUUUUUAGUUAAUAAGCUAUGGUCAUGUCUGUUUAGCAAGUGCACACGAAAUUCUGCCUCCAGCACUCGCAUAAGUCUGAUGCCGCAACAACAAGGUCAUUGAUUCCAGUUUGAUAUGAACGUGUUUUUGAGUUUCACUCUCGGUAGAAACUCCUCAUAAACCUGAAACUGGUUUAUUUAAUUUCUCUGUCAUAUAAGCAACAGCUUAUAUACUCUUUUUUUAAAGUGCCUCCUUGCACUUUGUGUAUAUAUUCUCUUUAGAUAAAAUGUACAAAUCAAAUGUAUAGAACUUUUUGUCAUCAUAAUUGUUUUUUUUUGUUAUGCUAAACAUUUCUAUAAAGAUUCUAACUAUACAUAUAUAUAUACAUAUAUAAAUAUAUGCAACAAUGUUAGUAGAAGUUAAGUUUCUUCUCUGGGCCACUAGAUGUCUCAGUAGCUUGUGAAUUUAGCGUUGUUUAUUUGCAAAAAAAAUGCUGUUUUUAGGAGAAACUUCUGAGCUGCGAAUGGUUUUCUGGAAAAGCAAGUCCAAUAUUUCACAAUUUUCUCUUCUUUCAUGGCUGCUGUUCAUGACCCAUUUUGGCUAUUUAAAGGCUGAGGCGGUUUAGGAGGCGUGAGAAUAUUGGUGUUGGCAGCUACAGUUUGUCUACUUGUUGUGAGACCUCAGUAAGCCGUCCAGCGAUUGGCUCAACGCGCCGCCUUGGAAGAGAGUCUUUCUCAUAAAUUAUGAGCAAAAACCUGAUUUCAUGUCAAAAAUCCCAUCUUUUAUUCAUUCAUUACUUCGCUUGUCCAUCCCUUUGAUUCUCUACUGGUCCUCGUUCUGAUUUAGAAUUUGUUCUGGCCUAGUGUAGCGAGUGUUUUCUAUGAACAUGUGACACUGUACCAUCUUUAGAUGAUAAAACUUGUAUUUUCUAUUUUUGACUCUAUGCACAUAUUGGUCCGAGAAUGUAUUGAAGAAAAAAAAAUGUUCCUUUUCUUUCUUGACUGACUAAAUGCGAGGACGUAGGACUGAAUGGACCAAAGAAAUAAAAGUAUUCGUCCGGAAAACGGACUGAAAGUGUGUAAAGGUUUUAAUACUUGUCUGUAAAUAUUAAUGGAAACAAAUAAAUGUUUAUUGAUGAA
This is a messenger RNA of Acanthochromis polyacanthus (spiny chromis), 4147 nucleotides long. Its product is annotated as excitatory amino acid transporter 2-like. Gene Ontology annotation, cellular component: plasma membrane. Lineage: Eukaryota; Metazoa; Chordata; Actinopteri; Pomacentridae. Gene Ontology annotation, molecular function: L-glutamate transmembrane transporter activity; glutamate:sodium symporter activity; neutral L-amino acid transmembrane transporter activity. Gene Ontology annotation, biological process: L-glutamate transmembrane transport. The transcript has 10 exons. Bases 34 to 1707 code for a protein of 557 amino acids. The record is from RefSeq and is a predicted model, not a curated record.